UCUACACAACAAACCCAAUUGACACUACAAGCAAAAAAAAAUAAAAAAAAAAAAAAACAAAAAAACUUAUAAAAAACAAGCUUGGGCAAAAACUAUGCAUUGAACAGCGGUUAAACUAAAAGAAAAAAUAAGUAAAUAAGAUACGUUGCAUUAAAUAUCGAUCUAUGCCAUGGAUCCCAUAUCACAGACCAACUCAACAGCAAGCUUAAUUAAUAUCCUUGCGGUUAACGAUAUCCAAGAUGAUGAUAGUGAUCCCAUGUCUAUUGAGACCCAUGUGGAUGAAGGACAGAAUCAAGAAAGUUUGACGACUGAAGUGAAUUUUACUUCAGACAGCUUCAUAAAUGUUAGACAGCAAAGUGCUGAUGAUAUGCUAAGUACCAUGAAUACGACCAUAGAUUCAACAGGGGUACGUAGACGAAAAAUACCUCCAUGGGAUAUGGAGGAUAUUAUGGAGAGUUCGGAUGACGAAGACGAAAUCUAUGGUGAGGCUAAUGACCAGUUAUUAAUAGAAGAUACCAUACAGAUGAAAGGGAAUAUCCUCGAAAUGAUAAAAAUGCCAUCACUAUCGGAUGUACGCGAGGAGCACAUGAUCGCGCGUGAGUCCAAACAUAUGCGCGACUCCAAACUCAAGCGUGUUACAAGCUUUCAUGGAAAAUUUGUAAAACCCACUGACCGUGUCGUGGAGUCUUCGACGUCAUCGUCAAUAUCCUCGGUAUCCCCGACAUCGACGUCUCAGAAUGCGGAAACCGUUUUACCUGUGGAUUCGAGCGAUGGUGAAAGCUAUGAUGUUUUCGACGAUUUCCGUUUCAGUUUGGGCAAUGUGAAGGACAUCACGUCCAUUCAUUUAAGUCAGGAGGAUCAGGACAAUAUUGAUUUGUUUCUCAAAGCCCAGCUUGAAGCUGCAGAUGAUAUUUCAGAUAAACCCGAAUUGUCGACAGCGAAAAAAUUACCUACAACACCGUAUAUUCUAGAAAUGACAAAGGAUUUCGUUAACGACUUAUUUAAUAGUGUUAUAAAUGAAAUAUGGAUUAAUAAAAAUACGGAAAAGUCGAAAAUGAAUAUGGAUAAGGAUAAGUUGAUUCGAAACCUAAUAGAACUAAAAAAUAAAUACGCGUUCGAGCGGGAGUUUAAUCAAUUUGUUAAUAACAAAAUGUGCGAACAUUACAAGCGCCUGAAAAAUGUAAGACAAUUCUUAAUCUUAAGCCCGGAAGUGAACAGAAAACAUUAUAGAAAGUAUUUAGACGCCCUUCAUAUUUUGGAUCAUCGGCUCAAUGCCGCAGCGGAAACUAAAAAACGCAGUGCCUCUCUCUUAGCCAGUGUAACUAUGGAUCUCUCUUAUAUAAUGAACAUUGUCAUGUGCAGCGAAGAGCAUUUAGAGAAGGUUGUCUUUCGUACUCUGACUGCCAAUAGAACAGAUUCCUUCAAGGGUUUCGUCGAACGUGAACUGCGACACAUUAACCAGACACGUUGUGAGAUAAGUGAUGCGCGCCUCUUCCUUAUCACCAGGAAGCACACACUGGCACGCAUCGCUGACAGAAUAAAAAAAUUGGAAAGAAUCAAUGAAGAGCUCUGCAUGGACGACUUCAUCAACAUACAAAAUCAAGUAGUAGCAUUAGGGAAAAAAAUCGAAGAGCGUAACGCUGAAUUAAAGAAGAUGUGUCUUAAAUAUCAUGCAGGAUUGCAUCAGAUCCAGCACAUUCAUGAGAAGAGUUUGAUGUUAAACACCAAACUGUUGGAUUAUAAAUGUAUUUUAUGUGAGAUGCACAGCAAAGAGGAAGUCCUGUCCAAGACGAUCCGAAACAGCAAAGCUGAGCAUGCUGACCUACGUAAAAAACAGUCUGAACUCAUCUACCAGGGCGGACUGUUAUACAUGCCAUCUCUAAUGCACGAUUUUGAUGCGACUGUCGAAAAGGUGGAGGCCAAGCGGAUCGCUAUUAAUGACCUAAAACAGACCCUAAAGCAUAUGUCCCAACGUUUUGUUGAGCUCGAAGCGCAAUGCAUUUAAAAAGCAUUGUCUUGGUAUACAAAACGAAAAAUACAUAUUUAUAUUAUUUUCCUUUCAUUUACUCUACAUA
Messenger RNA from Drosophila hydei, 2075 nucleotides. RefSeq lists its product as uncharacterized. The coding region runs from base 170 to 2005 and encodes 611 amino acids. Gene Ontology annotation, cellular component: axoneme; ciliary basal body. The transcript has 3 exons. The record is from RefSeq and is a predicted model, not a curated record. NCBI's taxonomy places the organism in Eukaryota, Metazoa, Arthropoda, Insecta, Diptera, Drosophilidae. Gene Ontology annotation, biological process: cilium assembly.